AUGAUAUCACAAAAGCAGCCAUCGCUCCUGCCACCGCCACCAGCGCAAUCGAUCGCGACCACACCGAGCGCUAACAUGACGACAACGGCAACUACCGUCUCAGCGAAGAUGUCGUCGAUUGCUUCCGGCCCGGGCUCGGUGGCAGCGGCGGCGGCGGCGGCGGCGGGGAAAAGCGUCAGCCAGCAAAGCGCAACGCCCCGAAUGCACCCGAAGAAGCGAAAGUUUGAUCUGGCCGAGUUGGAGGAGAUGGAAUCGCACCGCCCGGCGCAGCCUUCCGCUCCCCUACCUAUCCCACCGUCGCCGGAGACACUUUCCGGUGCACCGGUGGCCCCACAGCCUAUGGACACUGGGCCCGGCCCGGGAGGAGGAGGAGGAGGAUGUUCUUCCUCAACGGCGGGCAGCACCAGCACAGGCCCGGCACAGCCGAGGGCGGCUAACGCCUAUGAAUCGGAUGGGGUGCGCACCGGCAGCUCCACGACGGUCCUGAAGAAUGGUACCACCGGCACCGCCGUCGGUCGCGGGGCCAACGGCAACAACUUUGAACUGUACAAUAGUAGCAUAAGUAAUGGCAGUAUCGGCGUUAGCAGCAGCAGCAGCAGCAGCACUAGUAACUGUAGUACCCUUAGCCGAACCGGUAACAAUUCGUGCGAUAAUACGAGCUUCACUACCACGAUGGCACCAUCGUCCACCGCACCUACAUUGGCCCGAACUAUGAACUGUAACGAUCGCCACACCGGCAGUCCCAAGCGGCGUUCGGUAGCGUCUUCGUCACCGCCAGGACCCCCGGUAGGUCAGUCGCUAGACGGGAGAAUUCAUCCCAUCAGUUCAGCAUCGUCCCGCACGAGCGCCGCCAGUGGAACGACGCCAUCCGCAGCUAUGGUGGCUAGCACCAUUACCACUCCGAUGGUAAGCAGCUCGGUCGUACCCACAUCGCAGCCGCUUCACCUUGCGCCCCGACCGACCCAUUAUCACCACCAUCUGUAUCCGGGUGUGGGCACCAGCGGCGGUGGAAGCCUAGCCACGAGCAAUCCGGGGCUCGUCAGCAACACCGUAGUCAACCGAUCUCAGAGCUACACCAUUUCUACCAUCACGCUGCAACAACCGACGGUGGCUACAUCGGUGUCAUCCGGCAGCAGUAGUCUGCGUCACGAGCAGCAGCACCAUCAGCAGCAGCAGCAGCAGCAGCAGCAGCUGAUUGGGAUGGCCAACCGCCAGGUGCUGUUGGCGGUCGAUCCCGGAGCAACGAUACGGCACCAAAGUCAGGCGGCGGUGGCACAGCAGCAAGUGCUGCGACUGCAGCACACGUCCUCGCCGGCGGACACUUACUUGCCGGCGAAAAAGCUGCACACCGCUCCAUCCUACGGAUCGCCAGGAAGCUAUAAACCCUCCCAGACUCCGCCGUCGGCUGCCAACACGUCGACUCCUUCGCCCAUCCAUCAGCUGCCACCAUCUACCUUCUCCGUGCCACAGCAACAGCAGCAACACUACCAUCAUCAUCACCAUCAGCAGCCGCCACAGCACCAUCAGCAGCAUCCUCAUCAUCAUCAUCAUCGCCAGCGGUCACCUCCGUCCUCGGGACUUCCUGCGGAUGAAACGGCGAGCGUCCAUCAGCAGCAGCAGCAGCAACAUGCGACCGGGGCUGCUGCAACGGUCGGAACGGUCCGUAAUCUAAUCGACCUGAGCGAGUGGGUCAAUCAUCGGGUGUUGGCUCGGCGGAACGGUGUUUACGAUUCCGGGCGCAUCCGGGCCACACCCGCGCCGAGCACGGUCGUCAUCGGUUUCGACUACCCGGAAGGCAGCCACCAGACGUACGACGACGUGUUUAGAGGUAGCGGCGCAGCGGAACAGCAGGACAUUAUCGACGACGUGUGCCCGACGACGACGACGCUGAUCGACCUGCGGCCUGGCAUACGGGUGGGCGUGCGCGCUACGUGCGUGCACCCGCACCCGAUCAGCAGCGGCGGCGGGGACGUGUUUAUCGAGGGCAUCGUGAAGGAGGUGCAGAACAACAAGAAGCAGUUCGCGGUGCAGAUAACGGGUGGUGGCGAUAAGCAAGAGCCUCUAAUAGUGAAGCGAGUCGAUAUCCGAUUGCUUAAGCCCCCCUGGUGGGACGAACUGGAGGAAGCGCUGGGAAGUGUGAACGGUGCUGGACGGUCCGGAAGUGGCAGUCUGGCGGCGGUGAUCGCCGCUGACCAUCGCACUUCGCAGCAGCGCCCGAGUGGCGAGCUGGACGAACCGCGCAGCAGAGGUCUCAUGAGCUACGCGCCGGCAGCAAACAGUGGGAACCACCACCAUCACCAUCUUGUUGGUGGUGGCAGCUUGGAAGCUGGUGGUGGCCUAUCCGCUCCCUCGGCUACCGUUAUUUAUGCUAGCACGGCCGGAGGCAGCAGCACCGGCGGGGGAGCACAUUACAAGAAUAGCAUUAGCAUAACGCAGGGCCGGGGAAUUCGCUAUGAUCCGGCGGUGGCGGCGGCGGCGGCGGCUGCCGCAGCUAAUUCGCAGUCGACCAAUGCCCAGCUACUGAGUGCGGUUCAUGUGCCAUUACAGCUCCAGCAGCACGCAGGUCUGCCGCUGCCUGGAGACGAGCAGCAGCAACACCGCCACCAUCACUAUCGCAGUGCCGCUACUUCGCCAUUUCAAGCGGCGCAACUGACGAACACCGCGGAUGGGUCCGGAUCCGGCCCUACUUCCCACUACUCGAAGGCCGGAAACCUUGUGACACUGCAGCACCCUGCCCAACAUCAUCAGCAGCAGCAGCAGCAGCACCAUCUGCACGGUCAGCAUCAAGGAGCGAUUCCGGCGCCGGCCCACAGUAGCAGUGUAACAUCGAUGGCUACGAGUGGCGGUGGAGCUACCACCGGGACAGUAUUACAGGCCGUCAGUCCGGACGAUCUGCGCACCACGAACCGAAGCUACGAUUACGAGAGCGAUGAUGAAGUGCGCAGCAGUUUCCCCAUGGAUGGAGAAACUGAAAAAUACUCAGGCAGUAGUAAACGGAGUAGUAUGCAAAGCCGUGGCAGUACCUCAAGCUUACUGGACCAACGAAGUACACCCAGAUCUCAACCAGCAACUCCAAGAUCUCAAGCGGCAACUCCCCAUCGGUUCAAGAAGGGGGACGUGGUCUCAACGCCGACCGGUAUCCGGAAGAAGUUCAACGGGAAGCAGUGGCGCAGGCUGUGCUCGAACGAAACCUGUUCGAAAGAAUCUCAACGACGGGGCUACUGCUCGCGGCACCUCAGCCAGAAGGGGAACGCGCUCCGCUCGUCCACCAGCUCGGUGAACCAUUUCAACAGUCGAUCGAGCAGCAAAACGCAACUGGACGAGGAAACGUCACGAGAUUCGGAAACAUCGCCACACUAUCGCGUUACCGGCCGGUUUGAUCAGGACGAAACGGACGCUGCCAAUAUGCUCGUUUCGCUCAGCAGUUCCCGAUCGGCGACACCCAGUAACUCAUUCUCGUCCCCGACGGGCCAUGGCUCGUCACCGCACGCCACACAAUCGCCGGUUACCAUUGGCAACCGGCAGAACGUGUUCAUGCCAAUCGGGAGUCCCGCUCCGUCUGCCGAGACACCGCACGGUGGCAAGUACAAAACGGCCAACACGCCGAGCCCGAACCCGAUCGGCGGGGGUAUUGGGGGCGGUGGUGGUUUAGCCAGUGUUGGUAGUGGCCAUCAUCAGCUGAUUCGGCCCGAAUCGUUGCGUCCCGCAACGCAAUCUUCAUCGUCGCACGGAGCUGCUUCGGUGGCGGCGGCAGCAGCAUCUGCGGCCCCCACUAGCGUCAUACGCAUGUCCCCGCUUUACGCGCAGCAUCCGUCGCACCCGUCGGCCAUCUACUCUCCCUUUCCGCCCGUCUCAACGCAGCAGCAGCAAGUGAUCGUUGAUUCGAUUACUUCCGCCGCAGCAGCAGCAGCAGCUGCGGCUGUUUCCAGCCAGCAGCACAGCCUCUCGACACUUCCACCGGCGCAGCAACAUCCACACGCACUGCUAACGGCGAGCCGACUGCACGCGACUGGGCCGCUCACCUCCGGUCAGUCUCUUCAAGCAGUGCAGAAGCAGCAUCAGCUGCAUCAGCAGCAUCAGCAGCAUCAGCAGCAUCAGCAGCAUCAGCAGCAUCAGCAGCAACAGCAGCAAUCCCAUCAUACGCAGCCACCGCCGCAGGCGCAUCACCAUCAUACGAUCAUUCAGCAGCAUCAGCAGCAACACUUACAAUCACAACAACAGUCGCCUCAGCAUCAGUCAAUGUCGCAACACACCACCGUGGUAUUGAACCAACACCAGUCGUUAGCCGUGCCAAAAAACGGCAUUAGCACGGGUUCCACCUAUCAAUGGCAUGCAUUGCUUCCGAUUAUUCAGGGUCCGGUCGCGCAAAGCAAAGUCUCGCCGAUGGUGGUGCACCAAGUUCCGAACUAUGGGCCACCACCUCCGCCGCCACCACACACCGCCGCCUCCUCGUCUACGGCGGUAGCUGUCUCGCAACCACUGUCGGUACCAUCCAGCAGCGCGGUCACGACGAAACCAUCGUUGCCGACCUCCGCUUCGUCCUCCUCUUCCACGUCCACGUCGAAUGCUGCCGGUCCGGCGAUCGGCCCCGCAGCAGCAACGAAGGCCAGCGCGUACAGCAGCACCUCUCCUCCACCGCCAGAGGUUCUACCGAUCGACGACGACGACCAGGGGGACGAUGAUGUCUUUGAAGCAGAGCCCGUGAAAACGACGACAACCAAUACCAAUACCACGACGACGACAAACGCUACAGCGAAGCUGGGCAAAGCGGGAGACAUGGCCUCCAACAACUUUCAGCAGCAGCAGCAGACCGCUGGACAAAAUGCGCAUUAUUUGGACAGGAGCGAGGAGGGAAUGGUGGGUGCUGGUCAUCAUCAAUUGCUGCGAGGAAUUGACAUUGAGGCACCGGCACCGGUCGGCUCUUCAUCCGCUACGACCGCCGCGGCACUGCUCGGCGGGAAGCUAGCGGCGGUAGCAACGGAGAGCGCCGAGGCGUUGGCGAAACGUCGCACACAAUCUUGCAGCGCUGCGUUACAGGCGGCCGCUUCGGGUGGUGGAGCAGGAGGAGGAACAGGGAGCAGCGCAACUACUCCCUCCGCCACGGCCGGUGGCUGUAGCACGCCCAAGGAACCGGCGAGCCCGUUGAGCAAAAAGGACGCCAAGAUACGGCGACCGAUGAAUGCGUUCAUGAUUUUCUCCAAACGGCACCGUGCGCUGGUACACCAGAAGCACCCGAACCAGGACAAUCGAACCGUGAGCAAGAUCCUUGGUGAAUGGUGGUACGCGCUUAAGCCGGAGGAGAAAACAAAGUACCACGAACUGGCGAGUGAGGUAAAAGAGGCCCACUUCAAGGCACAUCCCGAGUGGAAGUGGUGUUCGAAAGAUCGUCGCAAGUCAUCCUCCUCGGCGAAGGACGGAAGUGCAGCAGGAGCCGCAGGUGGCGGCCAAAAUGCACCGUCGUCUACCGGCAGCCGCGGACGGAUCGAUUCAUUCGAUGGCACCGAUUCGUUCGAUGAAAAAAGUCCCACGACUCCGGCGGAACAUCUUCAUCAACAGCCGGGCGGGGGCCCGCCUCAAGCCAACGAUAUCAUUCCACUAACCGUGGCACCGUACAAUUCGAUCGAUGAGACAACCGACUCGGUAAUCGGCAGUAUGAUGCCACCGGCAACGACUGGUCUGCCGCGAAACGUCUGCCAUGAUUCAUCCUAUCCCGAGGCGAUGGUGGUCGAUGGACCCGCCGAACGUGAAGACGACCGAGCAACGGAGAUCGCUGGAAAUGAGGCGAAAAGCGACGAUGAUGAUCGUAUGGACAUUUCCGUUACGGAACACGAGGAACAGCAGCCGAUGGAACAGGAAGACGAACCGUCCGCUGGUGGCGACGCAGACGGCGAGCAUCAACAGAUGGUAAUUGCUGAAGAGUCAACACCGGCACCGGUCGAAACAGUCGAGAUCAUCGAUCUCAAGUGUGCCGAAAAGGUUAGCGACUCCGACGACUUGGACGAUCCUCGUCCCUCGGCUUCCAUCAAUGGCCCCCCGGAGAAAGGCGACACUCAGCAAUUGGCUGCUGAUAAUACUUCAACAAAGCAGCAGCAUCAUCAUCAACCGGUCGUUAGCAACGGAGACGUAGCAACGGACUAUUCGAUUAAAUCGUUGACAGCUAACAGCACGACGACCAGCAGCACUAGCGGGCCAGCGACACCAGGAGGACCAAAUUCGCUGGGCGCUUCCGAUUCGCUGACUUACAAACCGAAGCCAAUCAAAGCCGCAAUCCGAUCACAAGGGAUCGGUGGUGCCACUGCCGACGGUACCGUUUCCGGGGGUGGACAGACGGUUUACCAACACCAUCAUCCCAUCGGAUACGCGUACAGCAGUCCGAAGAAUCCGGUCGGUGUAUCACCGUUUCAACCGACAGGUGGAGCAUUUAAAACGAUGCCACAGAGCCCGAAAACCCUGGGCAAACAGCAGCAGCAGGAUAUCCAGCAAACGUAUCUGCUUUCCCCGGCACCGUCCACACCCACGACAGUCAAGAUUGAGCCGGUGGAAAAUCUAUCGAUCGGCGGUACGACUAUGCGUCACCAUGCGCAGGAAGCGACAAUCUUCAAUUUUUCAGCUGCGGCACUCAAAGAACAGCAACACCAGGCGUCACUGGUAUCGUCUCAUUACCAUCCGGCGAACCACAGCAGCAUCGAUCCGCACCAGUUGCUGCUGACGGUCGGUGGUUGCAACGGCGAAAUGAUAACGGCAUCCUCCAACAUCGCUACACCGAUGGCCGUCCCGUCCACGGAUGGUGGCAAUAAAUGUAAAUCGAUAAGUCUCAAUCCCACCAUUUGUUACACGAUCUCUAACGUUAAUGGUAACCACGCGGCCACUAGUAGCAAUGCAAACCUUAAGCCUAGUACUAAUGCAAUAGUGAUGAGCAUGAAACAAGUUUUGCCAGUGGUAUCGUCUUCGGCCGCAGCGGCCACCUCCCUGCUGCCGUCUCUGACGUCCGUGGCGGCUCCCCUGCACCACGGACUGAUGGCCCCCGUCGGAGGACAACCAACGACCUAUUCGCUGUUGUCAACAGGUGGCACUGCACCGACCUUUGUCAGUGCGACCGAUCUGACCGCUGGAGAUGGCCGCGGUGGAUUGAUGACGUCUUCGACGGCCACGAUUCUAGCGUCUGCUCAGCGGCUUCCGGGACGACAGAAACUCAUGCUAUGUCCUCAGUUUGCCUUAGUCCUCCCCGAAAACCAACAAUUCACGUUGAGCGAUCGUCCCAAAAUAUUUGCCAAUCUCUCUACGGCACCGUCGGCAGCGACGGCCACGUACACCAUUAAAUCCGCGCCGUCGUCAGGCACAAUCUUUUCCGCCGUGCCGCGUUCCUCAUCAUCCACUUCCGCGGCCGUUUCCUCUUCCGUCUCCACUUCCACUUCCUGUUCCGCUGCUCCCACGGUUGCCUUUGCACUAACCCCAGCGAAGACGAUUGCCGCCGGGACACGCCAACAGACGGUUUCGUCGUCCUCAUUGGUCGCUGGGCCGUCGGUGGCGCAUGUGAAGCUGGCCAACAUCAUCUCAGCCACGGCUACGGCGCUAACGCCCUCAUCAUCGUCCUCCUACUCAUUGCCCUCGCCAUCAUCAUCGUCAUUAUCAUCUUCUUCCCUGUUGUCGUCAUCAUCGAGUGUGCAAAAAUCGACCGCUACAACGGUGACGGCAGUAACUAACAGUAACGGCAGCAACACAACGGCCAACACCAUCAAUACUACUACUACUACUACUACUACUACCACUACUACGGCCAACGCCAUUGUGGCGACGGGUCCCACGACCUCCAUACAAUAUUUGAUCCAAGGCAAGAUACCGAAUCUUCUCAUCUCCACCGCACAGGGCUACCCGGCGCAGCUCCAGCAGCAGCACCACCACCUCCACAGCCAUCAACAGCCGCCGCAUCUGACCCAACACCACCACCAUCACCAGCUGCACCAGUAUCCUUCGGUCAAGCAGGAGCCUCCGGAAUCGCCCGGUGCCAGACACUUGCCGAUUACGCCCAACUCCACCAGCACAUCCACCUACAGUGCUGGCAGCAGUGGCAGUGGCAGUAGUACGUCUAGCACCGUUAGCAACCACACGGCAGCUGGCCCGGGAGCAGGCGAUGGGACACCGGCCGGUCGUGGAGUGACAACAGACACGGCCGCCGGCGGAACUUCUGCUGACCAAGCUAAUGAAGAAACGGACGGCGAGGACUACGGUGCGCCACCGGAGAGUAAAAAAUUCAUUCUCGCACCGACUCCAGCCCAGCUGGGCCGGGCUCCGCUUCAGCGCCGUCAGAUGAGCAACAGCAGCACCAAUAGCGGCGGUUCCAAGACACCGGUGAUGACGCAUCAGCAACAGUCACAACCUCACGAGCAGCCCGAGACUCACGCGAUCGACAACUCCACCAGCAACCAACAGCUGACCUCGAUGCCAUCCGCGCUGCCAACGCCGACGUCCGCCUCAAUUGAGGACUAUCACAACCAGAUAUCACCCUCCACCGCGAAAAAAGUGUUCUUCCGGAAGGCAAAACCAGACGAUAUGGAUAAUGUUCUCCGGCAGGUGGACUUUGAGAAAAAGUUCAAAACGUUGCCCCAGUUCAAGCCGGAAGACUGUCACUCGCCUAGUGCCAUCACAGCAUCGUCGCCGCGCGUUUUCACGCAAAACUAUCGCAAAAAGCAAACCACGACACACAAAACACUUCCUGACGAAGAUCAGCAGCACCAUCAACAACAGCAACAGCAACAACACCAACAACACCAACAGCAGCAACAGCAGCAACACAAUAACGUCCUGCAUUCGGAUGGAAGUGCUCCUCCAUUGUCCAGUACGGCCACUCCCUCCAGUUCGUACGUUAUUGGAAAUCGCUUUUUCGGACCCGAUUUCAACAUGGAACAGUACAAAGAAAUGGCGGCAAACGAGAAUCUACUGGUUGGUAGCAGUGAGCGGUCACCGCGUACGCCGAAAACGCCAUCGCAGCGGUCGGUCAAUUCGGCCGAAGAGAAAGGCCACCGGAAGAUACUGGAACAGCGGCGCAAUCUCGUUGUGCAGCUGUUCAACGAACACGGCAUGUUUCCGUCAACACACGCGACCAACAGCUUCCAGCUGGCACACAGUGACAUAUUCCCGAACAAGCAAAGCCUACAGCUGAAAAUACGUGAAGUGCGACAGAAGUCCAUGGCGCAACCACACGGUUUCACGCCCCAGUCUGCUGGGCCCAUUACGCCGACUGAUCUUGGCAGUGGGGUUGGUCAACCGGACGGUCAUCCAUCGCAGGCGCUGCAUCAUCAACUGCAUCAUCCGCAGCACCACCAGCAGCAGCAACAGCAACUGCAACAACAACCACAACAACACUCCCAUUCAGCCCAUCAUCAUCAUCAUCACCAUCAUCACCAGCAAAUGCUACAACAGGAGCAACAGCAGUAAACAUAUAGCGUGUUGGACAACGGCGUACAGUUCACGAUGGAAAGAAAAGGCCCACCGGGGCACGUUGUUAAAAUUGAUUUGCAAAGAAGAUGAACUUAUUGCUAGCAUUUGCGAGACAAUUGCGUGUUUUUUUAGGGGAAUCGAUACAGUAGUGGGUUGAGAUAUAAGGGUUCAGUUUGAAGACCGUGAGUAAACGUGAGCAAAUUGUGUGUAUAUACAUCAUACAUGUACGGUAAACACACCAUCGUUAGUUGAUGGUCUUUCAUGAUCGUUAAAUGGAAUGAAAAACCUUUCCGGUGUUUUGUUGACUAUGUUUCUGUUGCGGUAUUUCCCUGCGUCCAUAUAUUAACGAAGCACUCGGGGCAAUUGUUUCAUUUCGCAUCAAGAGAAGUAAAACUUCUAACCCACAGUUGCUUGCUAAACGAAUAGUGAAGAAAGGGAACUCAUCUUCCCCGGAAAACCAAAAGCAAACUUUUAUCCCAUGUCUAGCAAUAGUUACAGUAUAAUAGCAUGGAAACUUAAAACUAAAUAAACCAAUAGAUAUACGCCUACCAUAAUACGCAAAACACCCACAGAACGAAAGAAAACCAAAUCCAACCAAACUAUGCAGAUACUACUGAUCAGCAACAACGUUUUUAUCUCUUCAUUAUGGGUACCGGCCAACGCUCGGAACGCUGGAGCCAUUCAAAAGUAUGUUCGCUUGAGAUUUACUAAUUACUAAUUAUGGACUAGUUCCUUUGCCGUUUAAUCAGCUAAUGAGCGUAAGAAACCGUCGAGAAAUAACCUAUUAAGGAAUGAAGAAAUCUGUUGAAUGGGACUCACCAUCAGCAUGCUGGAAAGAUAACGUUUGUAAUGGAGGGUGUUGACAGGGAAAGCUUUUUCAUAGUAAGAACGAAUUGUAACGUACAAUCAUCAUAGUGCUGUUUAUGGGAGACGCUGAAGUUACUGGAAUGAUUCAAUGAUCACGAUCAGAUUGUUUUGCCCAUCUCAAAUUCCACGCAAACAAAACGCGAUGCGUAAGGCGUAGAAGGCAAAACACAGAGAACCACAAACAUACGAGAGAGGACACGCAAACGUGAUCGUCGAAUACAUACGACUAAUACGCGGGGUGAUUAUUUCGUGAUUUUAGGUUGUAAGCGCACGGAUUGACCAUGAAAAAUAUUGGAUUGUAAAAGGGCUUGAACCCCAGAAUGGCCAUCUAACGGUCAAAAUCGGUGAAAAGUUUUUGCAGAUAGGCGGGAAGACAGGGCAAGUAAUGUAUUCGAUUGGUUGUGGAAGAGUUUGCCAGUUUUGUAUGUAAAUAAAUUGGUAGAAAAAAAGUAAUUGUAUAAACCACAAAUGUACUGUGGCCCUGUUUUGUCUGUCACCCUCUGUUAGGAUGGCAUCAUGUUUUGAGUGGGGCGCGGUUUAGAAUAAAAACCUGCUACAAAACAUCUAACCUCAUUGGAGAGACCACAAAGGGGCUGUAGAAACGGUAGCAGCAGCAAAGUACAAGAAACACUAAAUGCUAGCAAUUUUACUGUGAGUUUAAUAGUUGUGUAGCACGUGCGUGUGCUUAACGGAUACACGCACAACAGUGUACUUCCCUUUACGCGGUAACUGACACGUUGCGAUGUGAAACAUUUCUACUGUUUUACGCGCCAGGGAUUUAGAAUUUAAGGUCGAUGUGGUACACUGUACUGAACACUCACUUUCUUUAUCCGACGAACCGGUCCGGCGACACUGUCACAGUUACUUCAUCCUACCAAUUGUGCUCACACAAAACGGAUUAAAUGUUUUAGUUGUGUAAACCGCCUCGUGCAGCAAAAAACACAACUCAAUACCCAAAAGCCAAUAUCAAGUCAUUCCCAUUUGUUUUCGACAAAGUAAAAAAUAUACAUAUACACACACAAAAGAAGAAAAAUGCGUAGUAGAAUUAGAAUAGUGUUUAUUAUAGCAAAAAAAGGGACAACAACAUUUAGUAGUUUUUAGUAGUGGCUGUUAUUCCAAGUACGGCAAACAAUCGACAGACGAUAUACGUGCCGCCAGCAAGGAAAUCGAAAAAGCUGGCACCAGUACGCGAAAUACAGUUUGUGUGUUGCGGUUAAACCUACAAAUGCGCUACGUGCAGAACGAGACCCUUUUAAAAGCUAAAGCACGAACAACAGAAAGCCUGUGAGUGACCACCUCCCUUGAAAGAAAAGUGGAAUGUGUGUUCUUAGCACGAACAACAAAGUAAAGUAUUGCUGCUCUGAUGCUGUAAAAAAGUGACAGAACAACUGUGCAGAUAGUUAAAAAAGACGACGAAGUGGUUGACUGGUGUCGUAUGCCCAUGGCGCGGGGCUUUUGAUGCCUGAAGCAACUCUUUUUCUUUUUUGUAGAAUAAAAUAAAGGCGACAUUCGCGUGUUAAAUAGAUUAAACGAUAUUACUUAUUGCAUACCAUGUGCGAGCGAGAUGAUCAAUCGGUGUUUCAGUUUAUAUUAAAAUUGCCAAUGAGCCAAACAUUUGGACAGGUAUGCCAUAUGCCGUAGCUGUCGCCGGAGAGGACGAAUCACCAAGCUUUUUGAUAGUUUCCGGCCAUGAAGAAAGCGUACAAGUUCACACGUAGACAUCGGAUACCUAUCACUUCUACACUGACCCGUGCACCAUUGACUCGGAAAUAGGACUCACCUUACAAAUCACAAAUCAUCAACGUUUUAGCGGCCACGGGAUGUGUUACCUGUUGUAUGAAUGAACGAAUUUCUAAAACUUUUCUCUAAAUCACACAAAUCUAGUGCAGUGUAGAACAAGGAAGAAACAAAACGUGCUAUGACGAUGUACACCCAUAAUGUUUAGUAAAAUAACACUGUUUCAAUGCCUUUAGGGCUAACCUGAAAGAUUUGAUAUAAGGCGCACGCCAGCAAAAAUAUGAAGCAAAACUUAUGCGUAAAAUCCCCACACAUAUGUACUACGCUAAGGAUUGAUAGCCAAUUAAAAUUGAAGGAAACAUAUUUUUAUCCAAAAGAAGAACAAGACACGGAAGGUUUUUGUUAGUUGAAAUGAUGCAUUACGCAACAGCAGCUGAUCGGAAGCCACAAUCGGCUCCCAAGUAGCUACUGCUAAAGUGUUGACAAACCCUUUUGGCUGCAUGUAAAGACGCUUCAACAUUUAGGAGACCAUGAUAAUUAGUAGGUGAAACGAACAAAAACCCAUGAUUUAAAACGAUUAAAUGAAAAAUAUACA
This is a messenger RNA of Anopheles cruzii, 12637 nucleotides long. RefSeq names its product serine-rich adhesin for platelets (gene cic). Gene Ontology annotation, cellular component: nucleus. Gene Ontology annotation, molecular function: RNA polymerase II transcription regulatory region sequence-specific DNA binding; DNA-binding transcription factor activity, RNA polymerase II-specific. Gene Ontology annotation, biological process: regulation of transcription by RNA polymerase II. NCBI's taxonomy places the organism in Eukaryota, Metazoa, Arthropoda, Insecta, Diptera, Culicidae. The record is from RefSeq and is a predicted model, not a curated record. The coding region runs from base 1 to 9435 and encodes 3144 amino acids. The transcript is spliced from 17 exons.